AUGUUUUACACUGUGUUUGACCUGAAUGGGAUGCUGGAGAAAACAAUGAAAGGAGCGCACAAAGCGAUUGUGGCAAAGUCCUUUGGAGAAUGGGGAAGCGGCUCUCUGAGGGGCAGGGCCAUGGCGAAGCCGGAUGAGCUGUCCGAGGAGAGCGCAGAGCAGGAGAUCCUUUCCAAGCGCCGCACCUGUGGACCCCCGCAACAACAAGACGCAGACAUCAUGGCCGAGGUGGCGUGCCGAAACGGUUACCAUGGCGACGCCAUGGCGGUCAAACUCCUGGACCCCCGUGGGUGGUCCCCGGCAACCCGAAGCCCUCCGGAUCUAUCCCCCCGGUACGAGCUGUCGGGAGCCCUGUUCGAGCAGGAAGCGGAGGAGGAAGAGGCGGGACUCGCGCAGGAAGAGGAGGACCCCGUUCACCCCAGGAGGAGGAGCCUCACCUGCACCUCCCUGUCGCCCCAGAGGAGUCCGUACGGAGAGCUGGACCCCGAGCCCAGGUGGCGGCCCCUGUCCCUGUCCGGCAGCCGGCUCCUCACCACGCCCCCUAGAGGCCCGGAGGACCAGAGGAACGGGCUCCGCGACGCCGCCGACCGCCCCCGACCGGAGCUGGGUGUUCCCAUGGGCCGGGCCAGCUUCUUCCAGCUGGAGCAGGACGAGGAGCAGGGGGAGGAGGUGAUGAGGUUCAAGCAGCGCCCCGUGGAGGAGGAAGAGGAGAUGGAGGAAGAGGAGGUGCUGGGGUUCAAGCGGCAGGAGGAAGAGGAGGAGAGCGACGGAGAGCCACCGGAGCUGGAGAGACCGCCCCGGCUGGGGGGCUGGGCGCUGGGGCUCCAGGACAGGGCGAUGGAGAUGGGCCAGGGCAGGGUGAACCUCAGCCUGCUGGAGCAGGCCAUGGCCCUGCAGUCGGAGCAGAGGCACGCCCUGCACCACGCCUACAGGGAGAUGGACCGGUUUCUGCUGGAGCAGAUGACCAAUGAGAGGAGGCACCACCGGAUGAUCGACAUGGACAUCAGACUCAACUACCACGGGGGGAAAGAUUCCCCGCGGACGGACAAGAAGGACAUCAAGUGCCCGACACCCGGGUGCGACGGCACCGGUCACGUGACUGGCCUGUACCCCCAUCACCGGAGCCUGUCGGGGUGCCCCCACAAAGUCCGGGUCCCCCCAGAGAUCCUGGCCAUGCACGAGAACGUCCUCAAGUGCCCCACGCCUGGCUGCACGGGGAGGGGUCACGUCAACAGUAACCGUAGCACCCACCGCAGUCUCUCGGGCUGCCCCAUCGCCGCUGCAGUAAAAGUCCCCAAGCCCCCGGAGGAGAGCCCCAAAGCCCGACCCUCGGCCGACCGCUCGCCCAGGUCGAUGAACGUAAUGAAGAGGUUCGACAUGAACCAGCUGCAUUACCGGCUGUCCCACCCGGCGGCGGCGGCGGCGGCGGCGGCAGGGGCGUUGGCCGCCCUGCAGGGCACGCUGGGCCACGAGGGGGACAAGUACAGCCGCCUCCGCUUCGACCACGCCAGCUUCGACGCACAGGUCUUCGGGAAGCCCGCCCUGAUGGGGGGCGGCGGCGGCGGCGGGGGUCCGACGGAGCAGGAGGCCCCCUCGCGCCACCCCGAUUCGCCGCGCCACUUCUCCGGCUUCCUGGGCUCCCCGGGGGCCCGGCUGCCCGCCUCGGGCCCCCACAGCCCGCCCCCCCACCACUUCGCCAACGGAGACAGCCUGCAGGCCGCCGCCGCCACCGCCGCCAUCCUCAACCUCUCAACCCGCUACCGCAACAACAUGGACGCCGCCGCCGCCGCCGCCGCCGCCGCCGCCGCCGUGGGGCCCGGUCAGCCCCGGGGCCCCCCUGCCAAGGACCUGCUCAUCGAGGUGGACGAGAACGGCACCCUGGACCUGAGCAUGAAGCGAGGCAAGGAGCUCGUCGGGCCGGCCCGGACCAAGGUGCCUGGCGAGGAUCCUCUGGCUCAUCCCGAGUCGUCGAUGGCCAAGGGCGGCAGCCUGCUGAUCAACCCGGCCUUCUACCGCUCCCUGUGCGAGCGCGACGGCUGGGAGAGCCGCAUCCCCAUGAACUUCAGCAAAGUCACGCUCAUGCACGACAAGGAGCCGGAUAACUUUGACGACAUGACCCUGGAGGAGCAACACUAUCACCACGGCGACGGCGGGUUGAACAGCCCCAAAAACAAGCUGCUAUUACGGGACGCUAAGAAGGAGCUAAUGAGCUGCCCCACCCCGGGCUGCGACGGCAGCGGCCACGUCACAGGGAACUACGCCUCCCACCGAAGCGUGUCUGGUUGUCCCCUGGCUGACAAGACGCUCAAGUCACUGAUGGCAGCCAACUCUCAGGAAUUAAAGUGCCCAACACCUGGCUGCGACGGAUCGGGUCAUGUGACUGGGAACUACGCCUCCCACAGAAGUUUGUCAGGAUGUCCGCGGGCCAGGAAAGGAGGUCUGAAGCUCACGCCAAACAAGGAGGAGAAGGAGGAGCAGGAGAUGAAGUGCCCCGUAAUUGGCUGUGACGGACAGGGCCAUAUAUCAGGGAAAUACACCUCACACCGAAGUGCAGGCAGUUGCCCCCUCGCUGCCAAGAGGCAGAAGGAGUCCUCUAUGAACGGACUACCCUUUCCGUGGAAGGCAAAUAAGCAAGAACUGCCCCAUUGUCCCUUGCCCGGCUGCAAUGGCCUCGGACAUGCCAAUAAUGUUUUUGUCACUCACAGAAGCUUGUCUGGCUGCCCGUUGAACGCACAGAGUAUCAAGAAGAAGCAGUCUGGAGAGGAGAUGAUGACUAUCAAACUAAAAGCCAGUAGCGGUGUUGAGAACCGGGAGGAUGUACAACAUUUGGAUCAUGAAAUUAAAGAGCUGAAUGAAUCCAAUCUGAAGAUAGAGGAGGACAUGAUGCAGCUCCAAACCCAGCAGAUCUCGUCGAUGGAGUGCAACCUGAAGACCAUCGAGGAGGAGAACAAGAUGAUCGAGCAGCACAACGACAGCCUGCUGAAGGAGCUAGCACGUCUCAGCCAGACGCUAAUCAACAGCCUCACCGACAUCCAACUGCCCCAAAUGGGCCCCAUCAGCGAGCAUAAUUUCGAAGCCUAUGUGAACACACUAACUGACAUGUACAACAACUCGGAACAUGAGUACUCCCCGGAGUGCAAGGUGCUCUUGGAUAACAUUAAACAGGCUAUUAAGGGCAUUCACGUCUGAGCUGUGGGGUUUCCAAGAGGCUCCUUUGACUUGGAAUAAUGGCCCUCCAUUUCACUGAACAGCGCGGCCUGGCUGGGCUCCAUCUAUAC
Molecule: messenger RNA, 3278 nt
Organism: Gadus chalcogrammus (walleye pollock)
Lineage: Eukaryota; Metazoa; Chordata; Actinopteri; Gadiformes; Gadidae
Gene: st18
Product: ST18 C2H2C-type zinc finger transcription factor
Exons: 20
Coding region: 1-3189 (1062 amino acids)
Biological process (GO): regulation of transcription by RNA polymerase II
Cellular component (GO): nucleus
Molecular function (GO): zinc ion binding; RNA polymerase II cis-regulatory region sequence-specific DNA binding; DNA-binding transcription factor activity, RNA polymerase II-specific
Source: RefSeq, a predicted model, not a curated record